AUGUCUUGGUUCCUCUGGCUCCUCACUCGGUGGCCUUCCUCAGCCUUCCCCCUGCUGCUUGUCAUUAUAGUAGGGAGACAGAUGGGGCUGGAAGUGGUUCAAGCAAUGGUGUGCACCCGAUGGGGUGCAUCGAGCAAUAGGAGCCUCUCACAGGAUGGAGAUGUGAUUAUUGGUGGACUUUUAAAUUUGUAUUACAUACCUUCGGCUAUAGAGCAGGACUUCACCAAGCUGCCACGUUAUGAACCUUGCACUGGUUUAGAUCCACAGACAUUAAAACAUGUAUAUGCCAUGGCGUUUGCUGUAGAGGAAAUCAAUCGUAACAGCACCCUAUUACCAGGGGUGAAGCUGGGCUACCGUAUACUUGAAAGCUGUGGCCGAUGGCCCUGGGCUCUGCAAGCUGCACUUUCACUAAUCGGGGGAAACACAUACAACUGCAACUUAACAGCCUCUAUGCCUCACUCUGCAACUUAUAGAGAACCCAGAGAGGCAGCAGGUAUGCCUGUUCCUUUGGUGAUUGGUGCUGUUGCAUCUACAACAGCUAAAAUCCUGUCCACGAUUGUGGCUCCUCUCUCUAUCAGCUACAUGGCUAGCUGCCCCUGUCUCAGUGACAGGACAAAGUUUCCAAACAUCUUCAGAACAAUCCCCAGUGAUGUUUACCAAGCCCGGGCUAUGGCACGACUGGCUUUACACUUCCACUGGACUUGGAUGGGAGCAGUGGUAGUGAACAAUGAUUAUGGUCAACUGGCGAUACAGGUAUUUCAGGAGGCAGUUCAGGGGAAAGGGGUGUGUUUGGAGUUCAUAGAGACUAUCCACAGACAAACUAUUGUGAGUGAUGCCAGGCGUGUAGCACGCACAAUUAAAGCUUCGACUGCGAAGGUGAUUCUGAUCUUUUGCUGGUAUACAGAUGCAAAGAAAAUAUUUCUGGAACUGGCCAAGAUAAAUGUGACCGACAGACAGUUUUUGGCCAGCGAGGCUUGGAGCACCAGUGAAGAUGUUCUUCAAGAUCUUGCCAUCUCUAAAGUGACAAAUGGUGUUCUUGGUGUGGCUAUUCGAAGUUCAACAAUACCUGGAUUUCAGAAUUAUCUCAGAAGUUUGCACCCGAAUCAUCGUCCUUAUGAUGUAUUUUUAAAAGACUUCUGGCAAAAUGAGUUUGGAUGCAGUCUACUUUCUACUUCAUCUCUGGGCAAGGAGUCCCGUCAGGAAGCUUCUCUCCCACCCUGCAGUGGGACAGAGUCCCUGGAGGGAGUUCAGAAUCACUUUACUGAUACCUCCCAGCUGAGAGUGACAUAUAAUGUGUACCUUGCUGUUUAUGCUGCAGCCCACGCCCUUCACAGCCUUCUCUCCUGCCCUAACAAAGACAACAGCUCCACUUGCUCCUCUCCAAAAAACAUCAAACCCAUAGAGCUGUUGCAGCACUUGAACAAAGUGAACGUCACCACGCCACAAGGAGAAAUGUUUUAUUUUGAAGGUGCCGAUAUUCCAGCAAAAUACGACCUUGUCAACUGGCAGAGCACCCCUGAUGGUCCGCUCAAACUUGUCUUGAUUGGUCGCGUGGAUGGGUUUGACCUCCACCUUAAUGAGUCAGCUAUUCAGUGGAGCACUGGAUCCAAUCAGGUGCCUGUUUCAGUGUGUAGUGAGAGCUGCCCCCCAGGUACCCGAAAGGCCAACAGGAAAGGUGAACCUAUCUGCUGCUUUGACUGCAUCCCAUGUGCUGAUGGAGAGAUUAGCAAUAUAACUGGUUCCCUUCACUGUGACCGUUGUCCUUCUGAGUUCUGGUCCAAUGUUGAACAAACAGCCUGCGUCCGUCGUCAGGUGGACUUCCUUUCCUUUAAUGAAACCUUGGGCAUUACUCUGACUACAGCAGCUGUGUCUGGUGCUACAGUGACAACAGCUGUGUUUGUGGUGUUUAUUUACUACCGUCAAACACCUAUGGUGCGAGCCAACAAUUCAGAGCUGAGCUUCCUCCUUCUUGUGUCGCUGAAGCUUUGCUUCCUGUGCUCACUGGUCUUCAUUGGUCGUCCAUCAGUCUGGGCUUGUCGGUUCCAGCAGGCAGCUUUUGGGAUCAGCUUUGUACUUUGUGUUUCCUGCCUCCUGGUUAAAACCCUAGUGGUUCUUGCUGUUUUCCGCUCAGCUCGACCUGGUGCCGAAACCUUGAUGAAGUGGUUUGGUCCAGGCCAACAGAGAGGAAGUGUCUUCUUCUUUACCUGUAUACAGGUUGUCAUCUGUGCUGUAUGGCUGUCCCUCAGCCCCCCAGUGCCACGACGAGAUCUGGGUUUCCAGGGGUCAAAGGUCACCCUGGAGUGUGCCAUGGCCUCUGUGGUGGGCUUCUCUCUGGUUCUGGGCUACAUUGGCCUGCUGGCCUCCACCUGCCUCCUCUUGGCCUUUCUUGCUCGGAAACUUCCUGACAACUUCAAUGAGGCCAAACUGAUCACCUUCAGCAUGUUGAUAUUCUGUGCGGUGUGGGUGGCUUUUGUCCCUGCUUAUGUUAGCUCUCCUGGGAAGUAUGUUGUCGCUGUGGAAAUAUUUGCUAUCCUGGCCUCUAGUUAUGGAUUACUGCUCUGCAUUUUUGCUCCAAAGUGUUUCAUUAUUCUUUUGAGGCCUGAAAAAAACACCAAGAAACACUUGAUGGCCAGAUAG
This is a messenger RNA of Larimichthys crocea (large yellow croaker), 2637 nucleotides long. Its product is annotated as extracellular calcium-sensing receptor-like. The coding region runs from base 1 to 2637 and encodes 878 amino acids. Gene Ontology annotation, biological process: G protein-coupled receptor signaling pathway. The transcript is spliced from 11 exons. Gene Ontology annotation, molecular function: G protein-coupled receptor activity. Gene Ontology annotation, cellular component: plasma membrane. Lineage: Eukaryota; Metazoa; Chordata; Actinopteri; Sciaenidae. The record is from RefSeq and is a predicted model, not a curated record.